Drosophila ananassae is the source of this 3287-nucleotide messenger RNA. It is a transcript of the gene Naprt, whose product is annotated as nicotinate phosphoribosyltransferase. Gene Ontology annotation, biological process: NAD+ biosynthetic process. The transcript is spliced from 12 exons. The record is from RefSeq and is a predicted model, not a curated record. The coding region runs from base 466 to 2445 and encodes 659 amino acids. Gene Ontology annotation, molecular function: nicotinate phosphoribosyltransferase activity. NCBI's taxonomy places the organism in Eukaryota, Metazoa, Arthropoda, Insecta, Diptera, Drosophilidae.
CGAAAUCUGAGCGGAAAAGUUUGAAUAGUGCAAACCGAAGUGAUCCCAGCAGUAGAGAGGGUGUGAUAAUAGAUCCCUCCUCGCGUUAUCAAAAAAAGAAAAAAAUAAAUAAAAAUAAACUAUUAACCGAAUCGUGUUCCACUAAUUGAUAACAGAGUCCAGCAUAAAAUUUAUAUUUUAUUCGAAUAUGCUAAUUUGAAAUUUCAUAAGCAAUUCCGAAAUAUAUUUACAUAGCUUUAGCUUUUUGCAGAUAUCACACACACCCCAGCACACACACACACAGAUAUUAAAGUUCAACGGCAUUACAAACAAAUUAAUUAAUUUGUUUAUUUGGCACAUUAAUUGCUCGCAUACGAGUCGCGUGUGAAUAGAUAUUUGAUAAAAAAAAAUAUAAAAAAAUAACUGUAAGAAAGACUAUACCUAUAUAGACAUAUAGCUAAGUAAUCCACCCAGAUCGGCGACAAAAUGAACGACCGUGAAUUUGGCGCGGGCGGCCAGUUUAUGGAUCGCGGACGGAUGAAUCAGAAUGGCGUUGUCCAGCCAUUGCUAACCGAUUUAUAUCAAAUAACAAUGGCAUAUGCAUAUUGGAAAUCGGACAAGACCGAUGACACAGCGGUAUUCGAUCUAUUCUUUCGCAACAAUCCAUUCCACGGUGAAUUCACAAUUUUUGCCGGCCUCGAGGAGUGCCUCAAAUUCCUGGAUAGCUUCCAUUAUUCCCAAAGCGAUAUUGAAUAUCUAAAACAAACGCUGCCCGAAGGCAUUGAAAAUGAGUUUUUCGAGUACCUGGGUAAUCUGACGGCGCGGGAUGUCACCUUGUUUGCCAUUGAUGAGGGCACAGUAGCUUUUCCACGAGUUCCCAUUAUUAAAAUUGAGGGCCCACUGAUCAUAGUCCAGUUGCUGGAGACGACUCUUCUCACCUUGGUUAACUAUGCCAGCUUAAUGGCAACGAAUGCAGCCAGAUAUCGCAUGGUUGCUGGAAAACAUGUCAAACUAUUGGAAUUUGGACUGCGUCGAGCCCAGGGCCCAGACGGUGGCCUAUCCGCAUCGAAGUAUUCGUACACAGGUGGUUUUGAUGGCACCUCCAAUGUCCUGGCUGGCAAGCUCUUCAAUAUCCCUGUCAAGGGCACCCAUGCCCAUGCCUAUAUCACCAGUUUCAGCAGCGUGGGAGAACUCAAGACCCGUCUCAUCAAGCACAAGCAAACUGGAAUCAUGGAGGAUCUAUUGGAGAGAGCUAUCCAUCAUCGGCAAAUGCUAUCGCACGUCCUGGAUGUGUCCACCGAGGAGUCGAGUGAGGGCGAAUUGGCGGCCAUGGUGUCCUAUGCCAUUGCCUUCCCUGACGGAUUCAUGGCACUUGUCGAUACGUACGAUGUUAAGAGCCGAGAGACAGAACAAGCCCGCACAGAAACCAAUCUAAUCAAUGAUAUCAAGUCUGAGAAUAGUCCGCCAAAAAUAAAGCCAAACGUAAAUGGCCUUAAGAAUGGUCAGAGAAAGAACGGUCAAGUGAAUGAGCACAAGGCCAAUGGGCAACAGAAUGGUGUAUCUCAAAACGGCACUAAAGAUAUGCCAAAAGAUAUAGAUCUAAAAGAUACAAAAUCGAGAACAACGACAGCAACAGCCACUGAGACCACAACUACCACAGCCACGUCCAAUGGGACGGCAUACCUUCCAAAAUAUGUCGAGAAGUCAUUCAGGAGUGGCUUGCUGAAUUUCAGUGCCGUGGCCUUGGCUCUCAAUGAUUUGGGAUAUCAUGCCUUGGGCAUAAGGAUCGAUUCCGGGGAUCUGGCCUAUUUGUCCUGCCUGGCGCGGGAAACAUUCGAGAAGGUGGCGGAACGCUUCAAAGUUCCAUGGUUCAAUAAGCUGACCAUUGUGGCUUCGAAUGACAUCAACGAGGAUACCAUUCUGAGUUUGAACGAGCAGGGUCACAAAAUAGAUUGCUUUGGCAUUGGUACACAUUUGGUGACUUGUCAGCGCCAGCCCGCCCUGGGCUGUGUCUACAAGCUGGUGGAGAUCAAUGGCCAGCCCAGGAUCAAGCUGAGCCAGGAUGUGGAAAAGGUCACCAUGCCGGGCAACAAGAAUGCCUAUCGCUUAUAUAGUGCCGAUGGUCAUGCUUUGAUCGAUCUGCUGCAGAAGGUAUCGGAGCCGCCACCAGCAGUGGGCCAAAAGGUCCUUUGCCGCCAUCCGUUCCAGGAAUCGAAACGAGCCUACGUUAUACCCUCGCAUGUGGAAUCCCUGUACAAGGUGUACUGGAAAUCGGGAAAGAUUUGCCAACAAUUGCCGACCUUGGAACAAGUGCGCGAAAAAGUGCAAAUUUCACUGAAGACCCUUCGGAACGAUCACAAGCGAACGCUGAAUCCAACGCCCUAUAAGGUGGCUGUCAGCGAUAAUCUGUACAACUUCAUUCACGAUCUGUGGCUCCAAAAUGCUCCCAUCGGCGAGCUAUCAUGAUCUAUAUAAUAAGGAUCUCACGAUCAAACUGAAGAUGCGCGAAAACAUUUCCGAGAAAUUUACAUAUUAUACAUUUUUUUGGUGUACUACUUACGUUUGUCCACGAUCUGUGAAUCGUGGCAUAAUAAUUAUUUAGUCAUUUGCUGGUCAUAUGCAUUGUAUAAUUGGAAUUUUGAUUUUUCUCAUUGGAGUUUCCACCCUCUUCGAAAAUACCUAGAGCACAAAUUCUGAGGCGAACCUGGAAGCGAAUUUUGAAAACAUUGUGUAGUCAAUAGUUUUAGUGUGUUAUACUUAAUACUACUUAAUUACUAUAUACAAAACGCACAUCAUAUUCAGGAAUGUGUCAUGUGCCUUAAACGAAAGCAGAGAUCCGAAAACGAAACCGGAACCGGAAACGAACGAACAAGAAGAUGAUACCCAAAAUCAACCAGUAACUAAGAUCAACCAAAUAAUAAAAAAAAGUGGAGGAGAAUUGUAAUAGAAUUCAAACAAAAGAUGUAUUUAAUAUUUUUGUAGUACUUAAGUGUUGAAAUGUUGCUAACAAAUGAGUAAACAUAACGAAAGCUAGAAGUACAAAUGCUUUUUAGGACAUUUGCUUGCAAUAGGGCACACGCAUCAAGCACACACCUAACUAUAUAUAUAUAUAUAAAUAUUUUAUUAUCUAUAAAUUACGUUUAUGUAUUUAACUAAAUUCAAUUGUAAAUAUGUUCAACUUGAUUAUUGUAAGGCAAUUAAGCAAUAUACCAUCCAACACAACACACACCGCCACUUCUAAAUGACCGCUUCAAAUAAUUGUUGCCUGUAGUUUUUGAUCGAAAAUAAAAAGUCAAAGAAACCAGGAA